AUAUAAAUGCAGCCUCAGCCCUGCUCCCGCAUUCCUGCCUUCACAUCCCGAAUCCUCAGCAUCGGUUUGAAGGAAUAUCCAUUAAAAUGCGUGAAUGCAUUUCCAUGCACGUUGGCCAAGCUGGUGCCCAGAUGGGUAAUGCAUGCUGGGAACUAUACUGCCUGGAACAUGGCAUCCAACCCGAUGGACAAAUGCCGAGUGACAAGACCAUCGGGGGAGGAGACGACUCCUUCAACACUUUUUUUAGUGAAACAGGAGCCGGGAAACAUGUUCCCCGUGCUGUAUUUGUGGACCUAGAGCCUACUGUCAUUGAUGAGGUACGCACAGGUACCUAUCGGCAGCUGUUUCAUCCUGAGCAGCUCAUUACAGGCAAAGAAGAUGCUGCCAACAACUACGCCCGUGGGCACUACACCAUCGGCAAGGAGAUCAUCGACCUGGUACUGGACAGGACACGCAAGCUGGUACGGAGUUCAUUGGGAUUUCACUGUAACGUCUUAAUAGACAUUUUGCUAUAUAACAUUUUAUCACUUUACAUGAAACCUUCUCCCUGUCUCCUUCAGGCUGACCAGUGCACUGGCCUCCAAGGUUUCCUCAUCUUCCACAGUUUUGGUGGGGGUACUGGCUCUGGGUUCACCUCCCUCCUGAUGGAACGCCUCUCAGUUGACUAUGGAAAGAAAUCCAAGCUGGAGUUUGCGGUCUAUCCAGCUCCUCAAGUGUCCACAGCUGUGGUUGAGCCUUACAACUCCAUCCUGACCACCCACACCACCCUGGAGCACUCUGACUGUGCCUUCAUGGUGGACAACGAAGCCAUCUAUGAUAUCUGCCGCAGGAAUCUGGACAUUGAGCGCCCAACAUAUACCAACCUCAACAGGCUUAUUGGCCAGAUUGUCUCCUCCAUUACAGCCUCACUGCGCUUUGAUGGAGCCCUGAAUGUGGACCUGACAGAGUUCCAGACCAAUUUGGUGCCUUAUCCCCGUAUCCACUUCCCUCUGGCUACCUAUGCCCCAGUGAUCUCUGCUGAGAAGGCUUACCACGAGCAGCUUUCUGUCGCAGAUAUCACCAAUGCCUGCUUUGAGCCAGCCAAUCAGAUGGUGAAGUGUGACCCCCGUCACGGCAAGUACAUGGCCUGCUGUCUGCUGUACCGUGGAGACGUGGUUCCCAAAGAUGUCAACUCAGCCAUUGCCACCAUCAAGACCAAGCGCACCAUCCAGUUUGUAGACUGGUGUCCCACUGGCUUUAAAGUGGGUAUCAACUACCAGCCGCCCACUGUGGUUCCUGGAGGAGACCUGGCCAAGGUUCAGAGGGCUGUAUGCAUGCUGAGCAACACCACGGCCAUCGCUGAGGCCUGGGCUCGCCUGGACCACAAGUUUGACCUGAUGUACGCCAAGAGAGCCUUUGUCCACUGGUAUGUGGGAGAGGGUAUGGAGGAGGGAGAGUUUUCUGAAGCCCGUGAAGAUAUGGCAGCCCUGGAGAAGGACUAUGAGGAGGUCGGCACCGACACUGUGGGGGACGAAGAUGAAGAAGGAGAAGAGUAAUGACAGGAAACAAAUUAUCUGAGGCCCCCACACCUGAAGCAUUCUCUGAUUUCCUGUUCCAGGACAGAAUUUGAAAUCAGCAAUUCCUACAUUCGCCUAACACUUAUAUUCUUUAUAUUUACAAUGAGAAAGAAAGUACUGCUGCAAAUGCCAAUAAAACGUCAUAUUGUCAUAUUUAUUUUAAGCUCAAAGAUAUUAAUCCUCAAAGCUAAAUGUCUAUCUAAAGAUGCUAAAUAAAGUUAAGUCAAACUGUU
This is a messenger RNA of Brienomyrus brachyistius, 1789 nucleotides long. Its product is annotated as tubulin alpha chain-like. The transcript has 3 exons. NCBI's taxonomy places the organism in Eukaryota, Metazoa, Chordata, Actinopteri, Osteoglossiformes, Mormyridae. Gene Ontology annotation, biological process: mitotic cell cycle; microtubule cytoskeleton organization. Gene Ontology annotation, cellular component: cytoplasm; microtubule. The coding region runs from base 87 to 1535 and encodes 482 amino acids. The record is from RefSeq and is a predicted model, not a curated record. Gene Ontology annotation, molecular function: GTP binding; structural constituent of cytoskeleton.